Hippocampus comes (tiger tail seahorse) is the source of this 1707-nucleotide messenger RNA. RefSeq names its product allograft inflammatory factor 1-like (gene aif1l). Gene Ontology annotation, molecular function: actin filament binding; calcium ion binding. The record is from RefSeq and is a predicted model, not a curated record. NCBI's taxonomy places the organism in Eukaryota, Metazoa, Chordata, Actinopteri, Syngnathiformes, Syngnathidae. Gene Ontology annotation, cellular component: ruffle membrane; actin filament. The transcript is spliced from 6 exons. Gene Ontology annotation, biological process: actin filament bundle assembly; ruffle assembly. Bases 170 to 622 code for a protein of 150 amino acids.
UUGGUCUGGCGCGACAGCGGUUGCCGGUGGCCACCGAGUUGGAGGGAGGGAAGCACACGCAGCCUUGGACCGAGCGAGGACGGAGCAUCGCUCGCCCGCACGCUUGCGGUCGUCUUUUCGGCUCUCUAACUUGACCCGAAAACUGGAUUGAAACACGCAAACCGCUGGGAUGCCUGCGAGUAAAAACGUACAAGGAGGAAAAGCCUUCGGGCUGUUAAAAGAGCAACAAAGGCAAAAACUGGAGGAGGUGAACCAGGAAUUCCUGGAGGACCAAAAGUACCGGGAUGAAGAUGACCUCGCGGAGAAGCUGGAGGGUUUCAAAAAUAAAUAUGCUGAAUUUGACCUGAAUGACCAAGGCGAAAUCGAUCUGAUGGGCCUCAAGCGCAUGAUGGAGAAGCUGGGCGUUCCCAAGACCCACUUGGAGCUGAAGAAGAUGAUCGUGGAGGUGACGGGCGGCGCCAGCAGCAACAGCAUCGACUACAGGGACUUUGUCAAGAUGAUGCUGGGCAAACGCUCGGCCGUGCUCAAACUAGUCUUACUGUUCGAGGACAAAGCCAACGGGGCGGCGCCCUGCAAGCCGGACGGCCCGCCUCCGAAGCGGGACAUCGCCAGCCUGCCUUAAGCCUGCCCCCUGACCCGCCCCCAAUUCCAACCCCUCCCCUGCCCUCACAGGCUACUUUCGAAUUUUCUUAACCCUGGUGGACCACAGAUGGACGAAUGAGGGUAUUUUUGUGAUGUACGGUGCGUGAAAGGUGGCUAUCGUCGCUAAACGAUGUUUGACUGUGAAUAUUAUCCUUUAGGUAAAUAGUAGCAUCUGUAGUGUAUGUGUCUUUUUUUUUUUCGUUUGUUUAGUGAAGUGUUGUGUAUUAAGGGAAAAUGCUUUUAUUUGUUAGCCAAGCACAAGCAGCUUUCUUCCUCCCGUUUCCACAGCACCCUCGCAGGGAUUCCCGCCGCGCCAACCUCAGUCCGCAUUUCAGAGAUUACAAGAUUACAAGCCACCCCCACUUCCUGCGGCGCUGGAACACUGAUCUGGAAUCACUAACUAGUUUGUCAAGUCUGCGUUUUGGACUUUGACUCAAGCUUGCACCCUGGUUUGAAGUCAAGUGCACGUGUAGGAGGACUGUGACGAAGUGGUACAAAUGUAAAAGGCAACAAUAACAACAGUACAAUCACGUUCUUUCCAAGUGCCUCAGUGUGGAAACAGCGGGGGGGGGGGGGGUCCCGAGCCGUAAAUCAGAACUCUACAAAUCCCUGAAAAUCGGUCUUUGAUGCUGCGCCACAUUCUUUGAGUGUUUACAAGUGAUUGCUCCGCCUCUACCCUUUCCCCCUCCUCUUGGUUUUGUUUUCUUUUUUUUAACUCUUUAAAUGUUAUUGUAAAAGCUGUUUACUAAACAUUUUGGUUUUGGCAUAGUAUAUAAACAAAUUUAGUAGUGGUAACGGCACCUAUUUUUCUGACACCCUCCCUACUCGCUCUGCCCGCCUUCACCUUGACUCAGCUAACCUUGCUGGUCCAUGUCAAUUGUCAUUUUUACUUGAGUCGCGGACCGCAAAUGGCCCCAUGCCAUAGUUUGGACACCACUGUUCUAGUCCGUACUAGGCUCUUACCAGCACACGCCCGACUUUUUGGUGUGUAUAGAACUGUAAGAGCUGGCGAGCACCGAAUACAAACGUUUUAUAUGAACUUUACAACCGUCCCGAACCACUUGA